This is a messenger RNA of Heterotrigona itama, 3111 nucleotides long. The record is from the annotation of a GenBank genome assembly. Lineage: Eukaryota; Metazoa; Arthropoda; Insecta; Hymenoptera; Apidae.
CGGCAGCACGUGCAACCAUUUACUUACUACUCAGGACCCAUCAGAUUCGAGAUAUCACUACUAACUGCUGAGAGAAUAGUCAAAGCUUUGGCAUUAAAAUUUCGAACAUAUCGAUUUUUCAUUGGCCCGUCGUCAUCAGGUGGAAGUCGUUUUACGCAUGUGCAACGAUGUAACCAACCUCAAAUAAUUUUACUUAAAGAAGGCACAGAUGCUUCACAAGGAAAACAGCAAGUAAUAUCAAAUAUAAAUGCAUGUCAAAUAGUAGUAGAUGCUGUAAGGACUACUUUAGGUCCACGAGGCAUGGACAAACUCAUUGUUGAUCAAAGUGGGAAGGCAACCAUCUCAAAUGAUGGUGCAACCAUUUUAAAACUUUUGGAAAUUGUUCAUCCUGCAGCAAAAACUUUAGUAGAUAUCGCGAAAUCUCAAGAUGCAGAGGUUGGCGAUGGUACUACAAGUGUAGUCUUAUUAGCAGGAGAAUUCUUAAAACAAAUGAAACCAUUUAUUGAAGAAGGAGUACAUCCACGUAUAAUGAUUAAAGCACUUCGUCUUGCACUUCAAGUAGCAAUUGAAAAAAUAAAUACAGUGAGUGUAAAGAUAGAUAAAUCUGAUCAAACAAAAUUAGUAGAACUUUUAAAAGAGUGUGCAGCUACAUCUAUGAGUUCAAAAUUAAUUCAUCAACAGAAAGAGUUUUUUAGUCAUAUGGUUGUAAAAGCUGUCAUGAUGCUUGAUGAAAUGUUACCUCUUAAUAUGAUUGGAAUUAAAAAGGUUUCUGGUGGGGCAUUGGAAGACUCGGAAUUAAUUAAAGGUGUAGCUUUUAAAAAGACAUUUUCCUAUGCUGGAUUUGAAAUGCAACCUAAAAAAUACCAAGACUGCAAGAUUGCUUUAUUAAAUAUAGAAUUAGAACUUAAAGCAGAAAGAGAUAACGCUGAAGUACGUGUGGACAAUGUUAUGGAAUAUCAGAAAAUAGUUGAUGCUGAAUGGCAAAUUUUAUAUGACAAGCUUGAUAAAAUUCAUAAGAGUGGAGCACAAGUUGUAUUAUCAAAAUUGCCAAUCGGUGAUGUCGCUACACAAUAUUUCGCGGAUCGAGAUAUGUUUUGUGCUGGUAGAGUUCCUGAAGAAGACUUGAAACGAACGAUGAAAGCAUGUGGUGGGAGUAUUCUAACAACUGUGCAUGAUAUUAAAGAAUCAGAUCUUGGUAGCUGUGAAAUGUUCGAAGAAAGACAAAUUGGAGGAGAAAGAUUUAACUUUUUCUAUGAAGGAUCACGUGCUAAAACAUGCACAUUUAUACUUCGUGGGGGAGCAGAACAAUUUUUAGAAGAAACGGAAAGAUCUUUACACGAUGCUAUUAUGGUUGUUAGACGUUUAUUUAAAACAAAUGCCUAUGUAGCUGGUGGUGGAGCUAUUGAAAUGGAACUCUCGAAAACAUUACGAGACUAUUCCCGAGUAAUAGCAGGAAAGGAACAACUUUUAAUUGGAGCAAUAGCUCGUGCGCUCGAAGUUAUUCCAAGACAAUUGUGCGAUAAUGCUGGUUUCGAUGCAACAAAUAUUUUAAAUAAAUUGCGACAAAAACAACAUAAAGGCAUGCAUACUUAUGGUGUUGAUAUCAACACUGAAGAUAUAGGCGAUAAUAUGUUAGCUUAUGUCUGGGAACCUGCUAUUGUCAAAAUUAAUGCCCUAACAGCUGCAACUGAAGCAGCAUGUCUUAUUUUAUCUGUCGAUGAAACUAUAAAGAAUCCUAGAAGCAGCCAGGACAAUGGACCACAAGGUCCAGUGGGUCGUGGCAUGGGAAGACCAAUUUAAUUUAUUUUAAACAACUGAAUCAAGCAAUCGUAGGAAAAUUAAUUAGUGGAUCUGUACGAACAUCUAAUUACAUCGUUUCUGGUAAAGCGAAUUCAAAAUGGGAUGAACCAGUGCAUUCAAAACUUCUUCGUGAUAAAGAAGGUCGAACUGUAUCAUUACGUGGUACACGUGAUCAAGAUAUUUCGAAAUAUCUGCCAAAUACGCGAGGAAAAUUUGUUUGUUUCACGUCAAAAGACGAAAUAGACUUUUUUAAAAUUAACGAUAAUUAUUGUGAUUGUCCUUUGGAUGGUAGUGAUGAACCUGGUACCAAUGCAUGUAACAAUGGUGUUUUCAAUUGUGAACUUCCAUCUUUACAGUCUAUAGAAUCUGGAAGUAUAACUUACUAUCGUACAAAAUGUCCAAAUAGAUGCUAGUAAUAUUCAAAGAAAUAUCAUCAUUUUGUAUGGAUUAAACUGUACAAGUAAAUAUUUGUAUAUUGUAGAUAAAAUUUUACACUAUAUCAAAAUUACUUUUUAAAAUUUAUAUUAUUUAUAUUAUACAAUUAAAGAAAUUAUGCACCUUAAGCUACUAUAAAGCUGCAAAAAUUGAAUUACGAUACAACUUAAGUUAUUGAGAUAUUACAUUGUUACAUUACUAUUGAGGUAUUAAGAAUAUGCUACAAAGUUAAUUAUAAAAUGUUUUUAUGUACAUAUUAAUUUAUUAUGUGAAAAUAAUACUGUAUGAAGUAUAUAGUUGAACCUCUAUUAUCAAUAUUUAUUUUUUAUAUAAAUAUAUCAUUCCUUGUGUGAAUAUAUUAUUUUUAAAUUAUACAUGGAAAUACAAAAUUAAGAUUUUAUACUUAAUUCGAAUAAUAGAAGUUCUACUGUGAACAAAUCUUCUAUGAAAUGUGAUAUUGUAUUUAAGAAGUCUAUAUAUUUUCGUAUCAUUAACUAAUUAAUGAAACAUUAGAAAUUUCAUCAUUUUUCAUCUUAUGUUAACAUUGUAAAUAAAAUAUGUAACAUUAUUGUGUGCAACUUCCAAUAAUUUUAAGUACAUUAAAAUGAUUUUGCAAACUUCUUGCCUUAUCUGCGAAGUGUAAAGUUCGUUUUAUAGGAAUUUUCAUACUUUGUAAAAUAUUACAGAAAGAGCUUUCUUCUUUACCAAUCCAUGGACGAUGAUGAUCUUGAAUUUGAUAUGAUGUAACAUGAACAUUGACAUCUAUUCCUAAAAUAAUAUAUUAAUUUUUCAAUAUAAAGUUAAUAAAAUACUUAGUAAGUGUAAAUGCAAGACAUUUCAAGUUCAAUAAAUGAUAUUACUUAAUUUUGCAAAAGA